Messenger RNA from Diceros bicornis minor, 3235 nucleotides. It is a transcript of the gene PURB, whose product is annotated as purine rich element binding protein B. Gene Ontology annotation, cellular component: nucleus. Gene Ontology annotation, biological process: regulation of transcription by RNA polymerase II. The record is from RefSeq and is a predicted model, not a curated record. The coding region runs from base 132 to 1037 and encodes 301 amino acids. NCBI's taxonomy places the organism in Eukaryota, Metazoa, Chordata, Mammalia, Perissodactyla, Rhinocerotidae. Gene Ontology annotation, molecular function: DNA-binding transcription factor activity, RNA polymerase II-specific; purine-rich negative regulatory element binding; RNA polymerase II transcription regulatory region sequence-specific DNA binding. The transcript has a single exon.
GCGGGCCGGCAAGCGAGGCUGGGGGGCCCCGGAGAGCGAGCCGCAGGGCGGAGGGCGGGGGCGCUAGCGCUCCGGGCGGCGGGCGGCGGCCAGGACGCGACGGCGGCGGCCAAGGCGCGGCGGCCGAGAAGAUGGCGGACGGCGACAGCGGCAGCGAGCGCGGCGGCGGCGGGCUCGGCGGCUUCCAGCCCGCGUCCCGUGGCGGCGGCGAGCAGGAGACGCAGGAGUUGGCCUCGAAGCGGCUGGACAUCCAGAACAAGCGCUUUUACCUGGACGUGAAGCAGAACGCCAAGGGCCGCUUCCUCAAGAUCGCCGAGGUGGGCGCCGGCGGCUCCAAGAGCCGCCUCACGCUGUCCAUGGCGGUGGCCGCCGAGUUCCGCGACUACCUGGGCGACUUCAUUGAGCACUACGCGCAGCUGGGCCCCAGCAGCCCGGAGCAGGUGGCGGCGGCGGCAGGUGCUGAGGAGGGCGGUGGGCCGCGGCGCGCGCUCAAGAGCGAGUUCCUGGUGCGCGAGAACCGCAAGUACUACCUGGACCUUAAGGAGAACCAGCGCGGCCGCUUCCUGCGUAUCCGCCAGACAGUCAACCGCGGCGGCGGCCCCGGGCCCGGCGGCCUGCAGAGCGGCCAGACCAUCGCCCUGCCCGCCCAGGGCCUCAUCGAGUUCCGCGACGCGCUGGCCAAGCUCAUCGACGACUACGGCGGCGAGGACGACGAGCUGGCGGGGGGGCCCGGCGGCGGGGGGCCCGGCGGCGGCCUGUACGGGGAGCUCCCGGAAGGCACCUCCAUCACGGUGGACUCGAAGCGCUUUUUCUUCGACGUGGGCUGCAACAAGUACGGGGUGUUCCUGCGCGUGAGCGAGGUGAAGCCGUCCUACCGCAACGCCAUCACCGUCCCCUUCAAGGCCUGGGGCAAGUUCGGGGGCGCCUUUUGCCGGUAUGCGGAUGAGAUGAAGGAGAUCCAGGAGCGGCAGAGGGAUAAACUUUAUGAGCGACGCGGCGGCGACGAGUCCGAGGGCGAGGAGGUGGAUGAGGAUUGAAACUCACAGUUUCUCCUGUGGGCCUUCCCACCCCACCAUCGUCCACUUGGCUAGAGAGCUCCCCUUCCUGCUCAUCCACAGUGAGUUAAUGGAGUGGGAGCAAGGGAGGCCCAGAGGGAGAAAACGAAAUUUAAAAUUAUAUAGUUAAUUAAGACAAAUAACCAUAAGAGAACAGUCACGGACAAUUAGAGAAAAGCAGUAAAGUUCCAAGGAACUGACAGCAACCUGCAAAGAGAGGACAACAGCUUCUCCUCACCUGAGCAAAAUAGUCUCAGCUUCUGGUGUUUCCCAACUGAGGUUCCUAAACUCCUCAGGAUAACCCUGGAAGGGAUAGCCCCUCGCACAUCGUGUGCCCAGGAACACUUGAGUUACCUGGACCCCGUUGAUAACAGCUGAAUUUGUUCUACCUGGGUAACCUGGACUAAAGAUCUCUCCAGACCUUGCUGUUGCAGUGUCUGCCCCUUCACUUCCAUUGAAAUCAGCAUUUUGGAUCCAAGUCUUCAUAGGAAUCUUGAGAAGAGAGAGGCCUUUGCAGUUACCCAGUUCUGAGGGUAUAGGUUUCAUGAAAAGGAAUGCAACUCUAAAUAAUCAUAGAGCUAAAUAAGAAUUUAAGAAGCCACCGGGGAAUACAGAAACAAAUUGGAUCCAUUUUGUUUAAAAUGGUUUUGCAUGGAACCUGGACCAAGGCCUGUGUCUUUUCUUUGCAGAAUUGUUUUCUGGGACGCAAAUGGAUUCAGAUGUCACUCCUUGAAUUAGAAUCCGUUACUGAAAUAUUUUAAAAGUUGGCAAAAAUUUUUCAAAGAUAAAAGAGCAUUUUUACAUUGGGGGUUGCUGAGGUAGGCACAAGAAGAAAUCAGGCAUAAAGCACAAGGAAAACUGUUUGAGUGGAUUGGUUGCUGCUCACUAAAGUUCUUCCCCUGAUCUCCAAAUAUGGAGGUCAUUACCAAGAAAUGGCUUCGGUAUGAAUGAGAGCCAGAUCCCUGUGGCUCCACCGUGUGAGCCAGUGAAUUAUGGCUAAUUUGGCUGUUUCAGCCACUGGAUGGCUGGAUUUUAAACCGUAAAACUUGAAGAUGACUACAAAAGGAACAGUGUGGCUACAAGCCUGAGCUUUAAUGGAAUGUACGUCCUCACAGAAGUUGGAAAUAACCAAAACUGAAGUCAUCUACCUUCAGUUUAAUCUGUGGAUUUGUUCAAAUACUAAAGAUCCUCAGGUCCAGAAUUCCAGCAUCAUUUAUUCUUUUAAAAUAAAUUUUUAAGAACUUGAUCCAUUGUUUCAGUACCUCACAAUCAGAGUUGGCAAAUGAUGGAUGAGUGAUUCAUGCAGCAUGACCUUUGGAAGCUGAAAUCCAUCUGAAUAGAGCUGAAGUGAAAGUGAAUAUGCUGACUAUAUCCUGGAAGCAUUUUUAUACCAUCUUGAAAUUUCAACAAACUGGCUUUUGCCAGUUUAUCCAGCUGUCUUACAAGAAUAAAAGUUGGGGUUUUCAAGGAUCGCCUCUUCUAUAUUUUAAAUGGAUUUUCUGUAAAAAUGAUUUUACUAAUCAAGUCAAUCCCGCCCCAUCAAAAGGUAUUCCUAGAAAUGUCAUAGAUCUAGGUAACUUUGAAUUGAAUGGGAGCUAAUGUUCUUUCCAAAGUUUUCAAGUAUUCUUUGUGCGACACCUUCUCAACCAGGAGGCAAGUAACCCCACCUCCACCAUCUUAGUAUUUUUUUUUAACUGCAUGCCUGCCCUUUAUUUGAGCUGCCUUUUAAUUUAUUGCAUACCCUUUUUAUUAUCUUAUUUUGGUAUUAUUCAACCUCUACAGUCUUUUUGUAUUUAUUGGGAAUAAAUAAUAUACAUAAAGGUCAUUUUCAUGCAUUGUGGCUGAGAGAGAGGGAAAUAUUGUGUAUAUAAAAUUAGGCUUUUUUAAAAAUUAGAUUAUGAUUCAGAAUAUUGUUGAUCUUAGAUUUUUAAAAAAAAGUGGAAGAGCCACAGACAUUGGUGCCCUUUUCAGACUAUUUCUCUACUCUCAUCAUCCACAGUAGACUUUUUAAACAUUUUUUUUAGAGCUUUUCUUUUUUUUAAAAUUUUUCUCCGUUGCAAAGAAUGUUUCCUAAAUUGUAUGGGAGCAAUAGUAUUUUUGAUGUUUUAAUGACAUCUGUAUACUUGUACUGUAUUUUGUACUACAAGGCAGCUGUUUUCAAUAAUGUCCUGCUGUAUUUA